AAUCAGUCUGAGAGGAGAAACAACUGAGACAUUUGAUAAGAACUGAAGAAGAAACGAGCUGAAGACAGUUAGAGGAGAGAGCAGAGCCAAACACUCUCAGGAUCUCAUGAGCAGAUCAAACACUGCUUUAAGACACUCGCAACUUCUCCAGUCUCUGAUCAUGUUAGGAUUCAGUUUAUUUCUGUUGAAAAUGAUGCCACUGAAAGGAAAGAGGAAGCUGAGGUCUAUUGAAGCUAAAAGCCGCAAAGUUAACAUGUUGUGAAAUGACCAAAAAAAGAGCUGGAUGUCCACACGAUUUAACACUUCUAGUUGUGCAGUUAUUUUAGCUGACAGUAGAGUUUCUCGUGACUUUACUACAGAUCAGUCUCUCAUCAGCUCAUCUGUCAUUUUAUUACUGAACCAGUUCUGAAGAGUUUGUCUUCAUAUUUGUGGACUGAAACCACUGAAGAUGUUUCACAGAUUUUGGUUCUGUUUGUGUUUGUGGCAUCUGGAUGGUGUGUUUGGUGUUGAUGCAGUGAAGAUGGUGACGGAGGGAGAUUCAGUCACUCUAGAAUCUGGUGUUACUGAAAUACAGACAGAUGAUUUGAUAGCAUGGUCCUUUGGACGUCCAGAGACUCUUAUAGCUCUAAUCAAUAAAGAGAAUGUCAUUUUCUCUUCAUCUGAUGGUCUUGAUGGGAGAUUCAGAGACAGACUGAAGCUGGAUCAUCAGACUGGAUCUCUGAUCAUCACAAACACCAGAACCACAGACUCUGGACUUUAUCAAAUAACUAUCAGAAGCACAAAACAGACCACAAACAGAUUCAGUGUUACAGUCUAUGCUCGUCUGCCUGUUCCUGUCAUCAGCAGAGACUGUUCUUCAUCAUCAUCAUCAUCACAGCAGAAUUGUUCAUUGCUGUGUUCAGUGGUGAAUGUGGCUCAUGUGACUCUCUCCUGGUACAAAGGUAACAGUUUAUUGUCCAGCAUCAGUGUGUCUGAUCUCAGCAUCAGUCUCUCUCUACCUCUGGAGGUGGAAUAUCAGGAUAAAAACACCUACAGCUGUGUGCUCAACAAUCCCAUCAGAAACCAGCCUCAACAUCUGGACAUCAGUCAACUCUGUCACACAUGUGCAGACUCUGUCCACUGCUGUGGUUCUACUGAAGCCGUGAUCCGAUUGGUCCUCUCUGCUCUGGUGGGCGUGGCUACUGUCAUUGUUCUGGUUUAUGACAUCAGAUCCAGAAGAGCUGAACUAGAGGUAUGUUUGACUAGAAGUAGUGCUGCGCAGACCGAUGAGCGAUCGAAGAGUGAUUUGAAAGAAUAAGAAGCCGUCUUUUGCAAUCUAAAGCAGAACGCUGAACUUUAAACGUU
Messenger RNA from Cyprinus carpio (common carp), 1344 nucleotides. Its product is annotated as SLAM family member 5-like. The coding region runs from base 449 to 1297 and encodes 282 amino acids. The transcript is spliced from 4 exons. The record is from RefSeq and is a predicted model, not a curated record. NCBI's taxonomy places the organism in Eukaryota, Metazoa, Chordata, Actinopteri, Cypriniformes, Cyprinidae.